Messenger RNA from Serpula lacrymans var. lacrymans S7.9, 186 nucleotides. RefSeq lists its product as uncharacterized. The transcript has 2 exons. The annotation marks the transcript as partial. NCBI's taxonomy places the organism in Eukaryota, Fungi, Basidiomycota, Agaricomycetes, Boletales, Serpulaceae. The record is from RefSeq and is a predicted model, not a curated record.
CAACAUACUGAAUCUCACAUAGAUUUCACGGUAGAUACACCAGCUGGAUGCAGUAGUGCAACCACAAUCAAUUAUGAUGUACCAAUAGUUCUGGAUUCAAGUAUUAAUCACUCAGUGGUUGCGGUUACUGAAAACUCAGAUAUUUCAGGUAAAUACAGGCAUGAAACAUUUCGUUAUAUAAACUGA